Messenger RNA from Poecilia latipinna (sailfin molly), 5929 nucleotides. Its product is annotated as serine/threonine-protein phosphatase 6 regulatory ankyrin repeat subunit A-like. The transcript is spliced from 39 exons. NCBI's taxonomy places the organism in Eukaryota, Metazoa, Chordata, Actinopteri, Cyprinodontiformes, Poeciliidae. The record is from RefSeq and is a predicted model, not a curated record. Gene Ontology annotation, molecular function: protein binding. The coding region runs from base 231 to 4649 and encodes 1472 amino acids.
UAAUACGUUGAGGUCAGUUAGCCAAUUGUACGCUGUCUUUUUGAGGGGGUGAAAUACGGUGGCGGCAAUGUUAUGGAGUUUCCGCUGCCUCUCUGCUUUCAUGCCAUCAGCACAGGACGCUAACGCAGGAGCUAAGCUAGAGUCCAGUUAGGCCUCUGUCAGAACAACGAGGGAGACGAGACCAACAUUUCUUUAUGAAUCUACACGAGAACAGUUAAAAUAACAGAAAUAUGGUGGUUCUCAAAAUUCGAGACCAGCCUCCUUUGCUGAAAGCCAUUUUCAAUGUGGACCCAGAUGACGUACGCUCUCUCAUAUUCAAAAAAGAGGAUGUGAAUGUGCAGGAUAACGAGAAGCGAACUCCGCUGCACGCUGCUGCCUAUCUCGGAGAUGCAGAAAUCAUAGAGCUACUGAUUCUUUCAGGUGCAAGAGUAAAUGCCAAAGAUAGCAAGUGGCUGACUCCUCUGCACAGGGCUGUGGCCUCCUGCUGUGAGGAGGCGGUCCAGAUUUUGCUGAAACACUCUGCAGACGUGAACGCCAGAGACAAGAACUGGCAGACGCCGCUUCACAUCGCCGCAGCCAACAAGGCGGUUCGCUGUGCCGAAGCCCUCGUCCCCCUCCUCAGUAAUGUGAAUGUAUCUGACCGAGCAGGCCGAACUGCUCUGCACCAUGCGGCCUUCAGCGGUCACUUGGAGAUGGUGAGGCUCCUACUCUCCAGAGACGCAAACAUUAAUGCUUUUGACAAGAAGGAUCGUCGUGCGAUCCACUGGGCAGCCUACAUGGGGCACAUAGAGGUGGUGAAGUUACUAGCUUGUCAUGGAGCUGAGGUUGCUUGCAAAGAUAAGAAAUCCUACACCCCCCUACAUACUGCAGCCUCUAGUGGAAUGAUUAGCGUUGUGAAAUACCUUCUGGAUUUAGGGGUGGAUAUCAAUGAACCUAAUGCGUAUGGAAACACACCCUUGCACGUGGCCUGCUACAACGGCCAAGAUGUGGUCGUGAACGAGCUCAUCGACUGUGGAGCUAACGUCAACCAGUUGAAUGAGAAGGGUUUUGCACCUCUUCAUUUCACCGCCGCCUCUCGCCACGGGGCGCUCUGCCUGGAGCUGCUGGUCUGCAACGGUGCCGACGUCAAUAUAAAGAGUAAAGAUGGGAAGACUCCGCUCCACAUGACAGCGAUCCAUGGGAGGUUUUCCAGAUCUCAAGCAAUCAUUGAAAACGGUGCUGAGAUUGACUCUGAAGAUAAAAACGGAAAUACGCCACUACACAUCGCAGCUCGAUACGGACAUGAGCUCCUCAUUAACACACUCAUCACUAACAAAGCCGACACAGCAAAACGAGGAAUUCACGGCAUGUUUCCACUGCAUUUGGCUGCUCUCAGUGGCUUCUCAGACUGCUGCCGAAAGCUCCUGUCUUCAGGCUUUGAUAUUGAUACUCCGGACGACUUUGGAAGGACAUGUUUACAUGCUGCAGCUGCUGGAGGAAACCUGGAAUGUCUCAAUCUUCUUCUUAACACCGGGGCUGACUUUAGCAGAAAAGAUAACUUUGGGAGGACUCCUCUCCAUUACGCUGCUGCCAAUUGUAACUACCAGUGUUUGUUUGCUCUGGUGGGCUCUGGAGCCGGCGUCAACGAUCUGGACGAGCGGGGCUGCACUCCUCUCCACUACGCCGCUGCGUCCGACACAGACGGAAAGUGCAUGGAAUAUUUACUAAGGAAUGAUGCAAAUCCAGGGAUCCGGGACAGUCAGGGCUUCAACGCUGUGCACUACGCCUCUGCGUACGGACACCGUCUUUGUCUGGAGCUGAUUGCGAGCGAAACACCCUUAGAUGUGCUAAUGGAAACCUCAGGGACAGACAUCGUGAACGAUACUGAUGUCAGAGCUCCCAUCAGCCCCCUGCACCUUGCUGCAUACCAUGGUCACCAUCAAGCUAUGGAGGUUCUGGUUCAAUCUCUGCUGGAUUUGGAUGUUAGAAACAGCCAGGGACGCACGCCCUUAGACCUAGCUGCCUUCAAAGGCCAUGUGGAAUGUGUGGACAUUCUAAUCAACCAGGGAGCCUCCGUUUUGGUCAAAGACUUUGUCUUGAAGCGGACCCCCAUACAUGCUGCAGCUACUAAUGGUCAUUCAGAAUGUUUGCGCUUGCUGAUUGGAAAUGCUGAUGUUCAAAGUAUUGUAGACAUUCAAGAUGGAAAUGGACAGACCCCGCUGAUGCUGUCGGUCCUCAGUGGACACACGGACUGUGUGUAUUCCCUUCUUAACAAGGGAGCCAGCGUAGAAGCCAAAGACAAGUGGGGCAGGACGGCCUUGCAUAGAGGAUCUGUGACCGGUCACGAAGAAUGUGUGGAGGCUCUGCUUCAGCACAGCGCCAACGUCCUGGUGCGAGACUGUAAAGGGCGCACGCCGAUCCACCUGGCAGCAGCUUGCGGACACAUUGGGGUACUCGGAGGCCUUUUGCAUGCUGCCCAAUCAGUGGAAACACUGCCUGCCUUAACAGACAGCCAAGGCUACACCCCACUGCACUGGGCCUGCUACAAUGGUCACGACACGUGUGUGGAGGUUUUGCUCGAACUGGAGAUUUUCCACAAGGCCGAAGGCAACACUUUCAGUCCCCUCCACUGUGCUGUAAUCCGUGACAACGAAGUUGCUGCUGAGAUGUUGAUAGACACCUUGGGCCCCGCCAUUGUCAGCGCCAAAGAUGGCAAAAGCAGGACCCCCCUGCAUGCUGCUGCCUUCACUGAUCAUGUGGAGUGUCUACAGCUGCUGCUGAGCCACAAUGCUCAGGUCAACUGCGUCGAUGCCGCAGGAAAGACCCCGCUCAUGAUGGCCGCCGAGAACGGCCAGACCAACGCUGUCGAGCUGCUGGUGAGCAGUGCGAAAGCAGACCUCACGCUACAGGACGCUGAAAAGAACACCGCUCUUCAUUUGGCCUGCAGUAAGGGACACGAAACUAGUGCCUUGUUGAUAUUGGAGAAGAUUACAGACAGAAACCUCAUAAAUGCUACAAACGCCGCCUUACAGACACCUCUGCAUGUGGCUGCAAGAAAUGGGCUGAUUGUGGUGGUGCAGGAGCUGCUUGCGAAGGGAGCCAGCGUCCUGGCAGUCGACGAAAACGGUAAUUGUNUGAACGAUACUGAUGUCAGAGCUCCCAUCAGCCCCCUGCACCUUGCUGCAUACCAUGGUCACCAUCAAGCUAUGGAGGUUCUGGUUCAAUCUCUGCUGGAUUUGGAUGUUAGAAACAGCCAGGGACGCACGCCCUUAGACCUAGCUGCCUUCAAAGGCCAUGUGGAAUGUGUGGACAUUCUAAUCAACCAGGGAGCCUCCGUUUUGGUCAAAGACUUUGUCUUGAAGCGGACCCCCAUACAUGCUGCAGCUACUAAUGGUCAUUCAGAAUGUUUGCGCUUGCUGAUUGGAAAUGCUGAUGUUCAAAGUAUUGUAGACAUUCAAGAUGGAAAUGGACAGACCCCGCUGAUGCUGUCGGUCCUCAGUGGACACACGGACUGUGUGUAUUCCCUUCUUAACAAGGGAGCCAGCGUAGAAGCCAAAGACAAGUGGGGCAGGACGGCCUUGCAUAGAGGAUCUGUGACCGGUCACGAAGAAUGUGUGGAGGCUCUGCUUCAGCACAGCGCCAACGUCCUGGUGCGAGACUGUAAAGGGCGCACGCCGAUCCACCUGGCAGCAGCUUGCGGACACAUUGGGGUACUCGGAGGCCUUUUGCAUGCUGCCCAAUCAGUGGAAACACUGCCUGCCUUAACAGACAGCCAAGGCUACACCCCACUGCACUGGGCCUGCUACAAUGGUCACGACACGUGUGUGGAGGUUUUGCUCGAACUGGAGAUUUUCCACAAGGCCGAAGGCAACACUUUCAGUCCCCUCCACUGUGCUGUAAUCCGUGACAACGAAGUUGCUGCUGAGAUGUUGAUAGACACCUUGGGCCCCGCCAUUGUCAGCGCCAAAGAUGGCAAAAGCAGGACCCCCCUGCAUGCUGCUGCCUUCACUGAUCAUGUGGAGUGUCUACAGCUGCUGCUGAGCCACAAUGCUCAGGUCAACUGCGUCGAUGCCGCAGGAAAGACCCCGCUCAUGAUGGCCGCCGAGAACGGCCAGACCAACGCUGUCGAGCUGCUGGUGAGCAGUGCGAAAGCAGACCUCACGCUACAGGACGCUGAAAAGAACACCGCUCUUCAUUUGGCCUGCAGUAAGGGACACGAAACUAGUGCCUUGUUGAUAUUGGAGAAGAUUACAGACAGAAACCUCAUAAAUGCUACAAACGCCGCCUUACAGACACCUCUGCAUGUGGCUGCAAGAAAUGGGCUGAUUGUGGUGGUGCAGGAGCUGCUUGCGAAGGGAGCCAGCGUCCUGGCAGUCGACGAAAACGGUUACACGCCCGCCUUGGCUUGCGCCCCCAACAAAGACGUUGCAGACUGCCUCGCUCUCAUCCUGGCCACCAUGAUGCCCGUGUCCCCCUGCACCGUGGCACCUACCCUCCCCUUCAGUGCCGUUAACCACUACACCACCAGUCCCUCCAAGAGCGUCACCUUUGACAGCCUGCCCGCGUUGCGCGCCGAGCACAGCUCUUACUGCAGCUUCAACAACAUCGGCCAUCACGACGGCUUCUACAAGGACGAGGAGCUCAACGACUCCGAUUCGGAGACGUACUGAAGCGGACAGGAGAGGAGUGGCGCUAAAUGCACAAACGCAUACACUGUGUCUUAACAUGAAAAAAAAAAUAAAUAAAUCAAUCAUUCACCCACCGCGAGCUUGGGAGGGCUUAAUAAAGACGCAAGCCCCCAACAGGAAGCCUUAAGAGUCCCCACCAGAAAACAAAGGAGGGACGAGGUGCAACAGGCUGGCCCAUGCUCAUCCCAACCUUUUCCAGCACACGGCGUCCGUUAGCCGACGCCGGAGCUCAGUAACCACUGCUUUACCAACACUGACCUCUCCAGUGUUAAAAACUGAACUUGUUGGGCAGACGGCAGCUGUUUUAAGGCAAUAAGACGCUGAAAAAAAAAAGGUGCGCUUGCACACUACAGAGAGUUAAACCAACAGGGACCAAAAGACAUGGAUGAAUUUUAACUCCGUUUUAUCUGCGUAAGCGACAAAAAAACAAAAAAAAAAAACAAACGAGACUUCAGGUGGUUUAUUGAUUAGGAAGGAUAAGAGAGAAGUUUUAGUUAAAACCUGCACACUAUAACCAUCAGAAGGACUUUUACGUUUUGGGGGAUCAUUUAUUUUUCAAGAUCAAAAUUUUAAUACACCCAUUUUAAUGUCUUAAACUCAUUUUCCUCUAGGAAUCUGAUUCACUAACCCGAGUAAAUUUAAGACAUCUGGUACAUGCAACAGGUUAGUAUUCAGUCGAUCCACCUUUUUCCUUUGUAAAUUCACCUGUUUAUCACCAUUUAGAAUUUAAACAAUAAAUUAUUUGUACACUUUUUUGGGUUGCUUUUUGUUUGUUCGUUUUGUGCCUUCAUUAGUUACUGGAAGUAUGGGGUUUGUACAGGCAGCUGUGAAAGCGUGCUUUCGGUGAGUAGGUCCACUGAUCUGGCACUGAGGCAUCUGUGACUCUGCUUUGCAAUGAGAAACACUGUAAACCAAUGACAGCAUUUUGGAAAGCAUUUGAUUUUCUUCUGAGUGACUUUUUUCUUUUUUUAUCUAAUAUUAGUUUCGCUUGCUUUAACUUAAAAACAGAAACCACUCGCUUAUACCAGAAUGCAGAAGACUCAAGUUUUGUUCAAAAAUAUUUUAACUGGAAAUAUGUACAUUUGCUAGAAUCAAUAGAAUGGGAAGGAUUUUUAUUUCUUUUCCUUGCUUUUUUUCUUGAAGAGGAAUGAAACUAGCAUGUAUAUAGAAAUUAUGACUGUGAAUUCAAAAUUCCAAUGAGUUCUUUCAGUACUGAGAUUGAUGUAUAUUUUAUGAGUAAUAAAUGAGUUAUUUAAUAAGGA